Molecule: messenger RNA, 2404 nt
Organism: Podarcis raffonei (Aeolian wall lizard)
Lineage: Eukaryota; Metazoa; Chordata; Lepidosauria; Squamata; Lacertidae
Gene: MCOLN3
Product: mucolipin TRP cation channel 3
Exons: 14
Coding region: 233-1900 (555 amino acids)
Cellular component (GO): plasma membrane; lysosomal membrane
Molecular function (GO): NAADP-sensitive calcium-release channel activity
Source: RefSeq, a predicted model, not a curated record
CGCGUCCUCCUCCUGCGCCGCCUUCGCCGCUGCAGUUCCUGCGCCCGGGCAGCUUCGCCGGCACCAGCUCGGAGUGAGGGGCCGCCCUCCCGCCUCCUGCUGAGGAGGACGCUCCCCUCCUCCUCCUCCUCCGCGGCAGCAGGGAUGAAAGCGGACUCCCCUUGAGGCGCCGGCCGCCUCCUCCUCCUCCUCCUGGCGAUGCGCGCGCCCUUCCCGGGCAGGUAGGGCAGCAAUGGAAAACCCUGAAGUGGUGGUUGUAAGCAGCUGCAGUUCCCAUGAUGAUGAAAACGUCUACAGCUACAAGAGGCGCCCUUCAAUGUGUCAGGAGUUGCUUCUGGAAGAUCAGCUGAGAAGGAAACUUAAAUUUUUCUUCAUGAACCCCUGUGAAAAAUUCUGGGCCCGGGGGAGGAAGCCUUGGAAACUUGGGAUACAACUUCUGAAAAUUGCCAUGGUUACUAUCCAGCUGGUAGUGUUUGGGUUAAGCAACCAAAUGGUAGUGGAAUUUAAAGAGGAGAACACAGUGGCUUUUAAACAUCUCUUCCUGAAAGGCUACACGGACAGACUGGAUGACACCUAUGCAGUUUAUACGCAGAUGGAUGUCUAUGAUCAGAUCUAUUUCGCAAUAAAUCAGUAUUUACAGCUACGUACCAUAUCUGUUGGAAAUCACGCCUACGAGAAGAGAGGAGCCGAAGAGACACCGAUGGCCAUAUGCCAAUACUUCUACAAGCGAGGAACCAUUUGUCCUGGAAAUGACACUUUUGAUAUUGAUCCAGAAAUCGAAACUGAAUGCUUUUAUGUGGAACCCAUGCUGCCUUUGGAAAACAGGACACUGGGGAAGAAUGUUUUCAACUUCACUCUAGACUUCCAUAGACUUGUGACUCUGCAGCUCACGUUCAAACUGAAGGCUAUCAAUCUCCAGACGGUUCGUCAUCACGAACUACCAGAUUGCUAUGAUUUCACACUGACAAUAGUCUUUGAUAACAAAGCACACAGUGGAAGAAUCAAAAUUAGCCUAGACAACGAUAUUGCCAUUAAGGAAUGUAAAGACUGGCAUGUUUCUGGAUCACUACAGAAGAACACACACUACAUGAUGAUCUUUGACGCCUUUGUCAUAUUGACAUGUCUAGCAUCCCUGGUUCUCUGCACACGAUCUGUGAUUAAAGGAGUCCGUCUGCAGAGGGAAUUUGUAUCUUUCUUCCAACAACACUAUAAGAAAGAAGUCUCUUUCACGGAUCAGAUGGAAUUUGUGAAUGGCUGGUAUAUCAUGAUCAUAGUUAGUGAUGUUCUAACACUAAUUGGUUCUACGCUGAAGAUGGAGAUACAGGCUAAGAGUCUAACCAGCUACGAUGUCUGCAGCAUCCUCUUGGGAACCUCCACCAUGCUCGUCUGGCUUGGAGUGAUUCGCUACCUAGGCUUCUUUCAGAAGUACAAUCUGCUUAUUUUGACACUACGUGCGGCUUUGCCCAACGUCAUCCGAUUUUGCUGUUGUGCUGCUAUGAUUUAUCUGGGCUAUUGUUUCUGCGGCUGGAUUGUGCUGGGCCCAUAUCAUGUCAAGUUCCGUUCCUUGAACAUGGUUUCCGAAUGUCUCUUUUCGUUGAUAAACGGAGACGAUAUGUUUGCUACUUUUGCAAAGAUGCAGCAGAAAAGCUACUUGGUUUGGCUGUUUAGUCGGAUCUACCUCUACUCUUUCAUUAGCCUUUUUAUCUACAUGGUUCUGAGUCUCUUCAUUGCCCUCAUUACAGACACCUAUGAAACAGUUAAGCACUACCAGCAAGAAGGCUUUCCAGAGACAGAGCUCCGUGCAUUCGUAGCACAGUGCAAAGAUCUACCAAACUCUGGGAGAUACAGGAUAGAAGACGAAGGCCCUGUAACAAUCUUCUGCUGCUGUAAAAGGUCUUAAUGAGAAUAGCAAGAAUUCUUGAAUAUAUUCGGAGAUUCUUGGACGGCGCUCUCAUUACAGAUACUUAACUGAACCAUCAAAGAGAAAAUUCCUGUACACAAGGCACGAAACACCCAUGAAGGUCCUUGCAAGAUUAGCUAACUUUAAUUACUUCCUAGUGCAUUCAUUAGAACUUCAGCAAAAAUCAAAGCAGAAUUGCCUGGGUUUAGAAGCAUUGUUGAAUAUAGGCAUAUUACUAUCUUAGUCCUAUAGGCACCAUGUGUGAAUACUGUCCACUAAUGAUUAAGGACACUAGUUGUUUUUCAAAACUGCUUUGUUUGUUUUAGUUCUGUGUAUACAUCUGCAUUACAAGCUGAGGCAGUGGCCUUCUUGAUGCUGCCAAGGGAUCAGGGCCAACGUGAGGGUGCAGAGACUAUCAAAACUUGUAAAAACCUAAUGGGCUUCAGGAGGGCCUUUUUCAGAGGGAACUCACAGGAACUCAGUUCCAGCACCUCUCAGGUGGGA